AUGGAAGGCAUCACCGAGCCAGGGCACUUCUCUGCCCACAAAGUGGCCUUCUACGAGCUUCUGUUACGGCAGCUUCAGGAUGAUGGCUUCGAGGCUGAGGUGCAGGCCUUGACAUCACAGCUGCGGCUGCAUCCAAACAACCGGGUGGACAAGGACGCUCUCUUGGAUGUCUAUGCGAAGAGCUUGAAGUGGGCCUUCGGUGAUGAGCCACGAGGGGAAUGGCAGCCUCUGCACUGCAUGCCUGUGCCUCCGCUUGGCCCACAGGAGAAAGUGCUCGAUCUUGAAGGGAUGCCGAUACCCACUGGUACUCUGCAGGCACCAGAUCCAACAAAGAAGCCUCCAGAAGUCAGGCUGCUGUACACUGCCUCGCACAAAUCCCACUGCCGAUCUGUGGCAUUCUCGACAGACGGCCGCUUCUGUGCCACAGGAUGUUCAGAUGGUAGCAUCAAGAUAUUAGACACCGCCAAGAUGCGAGUCUGCGCAGCCAGCACAGAGGGACCUGUCGGCCGGAUGCGUGUGACUGAGGAGGAGCUGAUGAAGCCGAUUGUCCGGACCCUCCAGGAUCACAUCCAGGGCGUGACAUGCCUAGCAUUUCAUCCGACGAAUCCGACUCUGUUCUCCGGAUCGAUGGACAAGGCGGUGAAGAUUUUCGACUUAACCAGACCGCCGGGUCACAAGAAGGCAUUCUCCGUGCUUCAGGAUGUGCAUGCUGUGAACAGCAUCUGUAUCCAUCCAUGUGGAGAUUUUCUGUUCGUUGGAACUUCUCACCAGGCAGUGCGUCUGUACGACCUGCAGACUUUGAGCUGUUUCACGACGGCUCGCCAAGAGCAGCAUCACACAGCAGGAAUCAACGACGUUCGCUGCACAAGUGAUGGUAAAGUGUUGGCAUCCGCAUCAGCUGAUGGUGGCAUCAAGCUUUGGGACGCGGUCGGCAACAGUGUUAUCAACACGCUCUCAAAGGCUCACAGUGGAUCUGCCGUGUGCUCCGUUCGGUGGAGCCGCAACCUGCGCUACUUGCUGAGCUGCGGUCAGGAUGGCAGGCAGAGACUGUGGGAUGUGCGCAUGGGGCGCGAGGUCUUCUGCAUGGGUUUUGGAGCGCGGUCUGCGGACACUGGAACCGCUGUGUUCCUCAAUGGGGAGAGGUACAUCGCUGCUUGCAGCAGCAAUGUCAGACUGAGUGAUGUCAGUCUCUUCGACUCCACCACAGGUUCGCCUGUCUUUAUGAAGCUGGGCAUGCACAACGUCCCAGUUCAUGCCCUCGAGGCUUCACCCGUUGACAGGACGCUCAUGACAGGGUGUGACGAUGAGAAAGCAAGAUACUUCAGCUUCGAGGCUGGCAGAAUGCGUUGCGACCAUGUGGCCCGGUUGAGCUGCUUUUUCGUGUGGCGGCGCAGGAGCGUCAGUAAUGCCACGGCUGCGGGUGCACAACUGCAAGCCUGGAAAAAAGUUGGCAUCCGCAACGCCGCAACGCAAUCAAUGAAACUACGGUACCAUUUACCAUCAUUUACCCUUGUGCUGUGUUCACGCGUUGUAAUGCGUUGUCCUAAUGUUGGCUUCAGAUACGUAGAACCAUCGCCACCCCUUGACUUGUCGUUGCUUUAG
Messenger RNA from Symbiodinium natans, 1602 nucleotides. Lineage: Eukaryota; Dinophyceae; Suessiales; Symbiodiniaceae. The record is from the annotation of a GenBank genome assembly.